AUGUCAGUUCUAGAGAGCGAGAUGAACGAUGUUCCUAUUGAUGAGGAACCCGAUGAUGAAAAUCUAGAAGACCAAACCGCACGAAAUGAUUUCAACAUCGAGCAAGCAGUAAUCGAAUUCAUUGAUGAGCCGUGUAUUCGUCACGAUGUCAUUCCCGACAUCAAAGCAAGAGAGAAGCCACUGGUGCCUAUGUUAGAAAUGAUUGCUCGACUUGCAAUGGUACGUAUUGCCAAAAGAAGUGUUAAAUCUCAUGAUCACAAGGGUUUAUGUACACCAUAUGUGGAAGCAUAUCUUGCAAAAGAGCUUGAAGAUGCUGCAGAAGUUAAGGUUCACAGAAGUACAAAUAAAAUGUUUUUAGCUAUGUUGUCUGGUUGUUCUUACCGUGUGAGUUUGAAUCAGAGGACUUGUAGCUGUAGGAAAUGGGAGAUCACAGGAAUCCCAUGUGUACAUGCAUAUGGUGUUAUCCUUAAGUUGAAACUUAAAGCCGAGGAUUACGUCUGCCACUGGUUUCGUACAGCCCAGUGGAAGAGGAACUACACAGAGGGUCUAGUUCCAUUAAGAGGUGCAAGGUUUUGGCCUGUUAGAACAGCUCCUCCAGUGCAUCCACCUCCUGAGCCUCCACAGCCUGGCAGGAAAAAAAAGAGUAAGAAGGUGAAAAGAAAGAAAGGAAAAAAUGAGUCUCCUUUAAAGAAGCAACCAAAGCUUCUGAAACGAGUUAUGCAUUGUGGGGUAUGUGGUGCGGCUAAUCACAACUCUAGGUUUCAUAAGAAGAAGAAAGAGGUUCCUCAAGGUGAACCUUCUCAAGGAACUGUCACGCAGGAAAUGAGCUUGAACUGAGCUUGGAGGGAGGGUAGAAGAAGCUUUUGGUCUAUUUUUUUGUAAAAGCUUUUGGU
Molecule: messenger RNA, 893 nt
Organism: Arabidopsis lyrata subsp. lyrata
Lineage: Eukaryota; Viridiplantae; Streptophyta; Magnoliopsida; Brassicales; Brassicaceae
Exons: 3
Coding region: 1-837 (278 amino acids)
Molecular function (GO): zinc ion binding
Source: RefSeq, a predicted model, not a curated record